Messenger RNA from Spathaspora passalidarum NRRL Y-27907, 750 nucleotides. Its product is annotated as cyanamide hydratase. The transcript has a single exon. Lineage: Eukaryota; Fungi; Ascomycota; Pichiomycetes; Serinales; Debaryomycetaceae. The record is from RefSeq and is a predicted model, not a curated record. The coding region runs from base 35 to 718 and encodes 227 amino acids.
AUCAAUCAAUCGCAUACGCUAACAACUAUUCACCAUGUCUUCUUACGGAUUUGUCAAGAUUUCUCGUGAUGUCGCCCAAGCCAUCCCUAAUCCUAAACCACCAACUCCUCAAACCAACGUUGAUCUCCCACAAACUAAAUUUGCUGAAUUUGUGUAUAAUUAUGCCAAGGAAAAGCUUCCACCCAAGGUGUUCAACCAUUCUCUCAGGGUGUACUUUUAUUCCCUUGCAAUUAUCAAGGAUCAAUUUCCUGAAUGGGAUUUAGAUCCAGAGGUCAUUUACGUAACUAGUCUUUUGCACGAUAUUGGAACCACCGAUGAAAAUAUGCAUGCCACAAAAUUGUCAUUUGAAUCAUAUGGUGGUAUAAUCUCCAGAGAAUUAGUGUUGUCCGCCAACGGCAAUAAGGACUAUGCUGAUGCCGUGUGUGAAGCAAUUAUUAGACAUCAAGAUUUAGGCGAAUCCGGGUAUAUUACCACUUUGGGUUUAAUCUUGCAAAUUUCUACCAUUUUGGAUAAUGUUGGCUUGAACACCCAUUUGAUCCAUGAAGACACCUUGAAUGCCGUCAACAAACAGUUUUCUCGUGAUGGCUGGUUGGAUUGUUUUAGUGCCGCCAUCGACAGAGAAAAUGAAUUAAAGCCAUGGGGCCACACCAGUGCUUUGGGAGUAGACAAGUUUAGAGAUGACGUCCAGGCCAACAAGGUCAAAUACGUCAAAUUGUAGAAUCUAAAUAGCUAAUACACAAUUUGCAGUCU